Molecule: messenger RNA, 5864 nt
Organism: Serinus canaria (Common canary)
Lineage: Eukaryota; Metazoa; Chordata; Aves; Passeriformes; Fringillidae
Gene: TLR2
Product: toll like receptor 2
Exons: 5
Coding region: 3470-5821 (783 amino acids)
Biological process (GO): immune response; toll-like receptor signaling pathway; inflammatory response
Cellular component (GO): membrane
Molecular function (GO): protein binding; triacyl lipopeptide binding; transmembrane signaling receptor activity
Source: RefSeq, a predicted model, not a curated record
GUGCAGGACAAUCCUGGACUCUUCAGAAGCCAUGGUUUCCUCAGGGGAGCCACCACUAGAGAGAAGAGAUACAAACUGGUAUGAAGUGACUGUUCAGAUGCCUUGACCAGCACACGAGGAGACUGAAACACAGCAUGCAGUACACAAGAGCAUAUCUAUGUAAUCACUGGGCCAUGCAAGUCUGACAGCUCUACUUACCUUCCUUUGUCGUCGGUGAAGAAAAUCACAGGGAUAAGAGGCAGUUCAUCUCUCUACUUCAGUGCGAGAUCACCCAGGUGGGAAUUCCCCUGCUUAUACUGUCAAGGUUGAGAGGUGAAGUGAAAACAGUACAGCAGCGUGAGAGGAAGCUGGGCAAAGAAUGAUCAGCAAGAGAGAGACGAAAGACAACACAGGUUAACUGGCAUGCCGGCACUGGAGCUGCAGGUGGCAUCUCUGGGAAUAUUUUUGGCACAGAGGUGAGUUUUCAGGUAGGUGAAGGCUGGACAGUGGAGCUGCAAUGCCAGAGCAAGAAGAAAACAGGGAGCCUGGAAGAGGCAACCUAAUCUCUGCCACCAGUCCUCCUCUGCAAGGGGAUUCAGGGUGCUCAGUGCUGCUGAGCAGGAGUGUGGGGUGGGGAGGGAUUUCUGACUGCCAGCAAAAGUAGAGCAGGAAGGUGCAAUCCCAGGCAUGGCAGGCAAAGGAAGGUUCUCCUGGAGAGAUGUGACAUGCUGAUGAGACUCUGGGAAAUGGGAGAGAGGAAAGCAGCAAAUGAAGAGGAAACAAAUUGGGUCAGACUGUGCCGUUUCUGCACAGUUUCCUUGUGGGAGGUUGCCUUGUCCUGUUUGUCCUAUUUGUAUGUUGUCUCCCCUGGGUGUGGAUACAACUGCCCAGGGAAGGCUGGGAGUGAAGGUGGGGUGCUUCAGUUUCAGGAAUUCAUCCAGGAAAGAGCUCAGUGAACAGUGGCCUCAGGACAUCAGCUGCCUCCUCACCUAACUCUGACCUGCUGCACACCUUCAGUGUUGGAAGCAAGCAGAGGCAUGGCCGUGAGUGUGCGGGUGUGUGGCUGUGCAGACGUGCUGUGAGGGCAGCGCUGGGGGCUGGGAACUAGGACAUGCAUAACCCACACACUGCCAGGUGGAGAGCAGCAGCCUUCCCCAGUCUGCUUGUGGUUUGGCCUCUUCACCAACCAGUGGCUCUCCCUCUGCUCCCUCAUAGCACUGCUCAAAUUUACCUGCCCACAUGCAGUUGGGUAGUGCUCCCCGAGCUAGAAUCAAUUUGCACGCCAUUGGCUUGAUUUAUUUUAGGUCUUACAUUAACCUUCCCCAUUUGUGAGCAUUUAUGGAACCUCAUUCUGUUAUCAGUCAUGGUUUUGUUAAAGAAUAUGUGCGUAUUUAAGAAUACUUCUACUCAUGUGAGCCAGGGAAAAUAAGCUUGAACGUGUCUGAUGGCUUGAACCCUUUUUCCAUAACUCAGAAACAUUUUGAAUGCCUGGUUCAUCACAGCACCUUAUGGUAUAAAGGCAUCUGUGCAAGUUUAUGUGUUUUUAGUUGCAUUUCAGUUUCGUUUUCUUACUGUGGCUUUUUAAUUCCCAGCACAACAGGGAGAAGUGAUUUCUUGAUAGGGCAAGGAUACCAUGGACUGGGGCUGUAUGUCUGAGUGGUUGUGCAGAGGCCUGAAAUGACCUUGUAAAUCAGGAUCUCAAGCAGAAUCAUUAGACAGGAAUCAGGAGAAGAAAAUGGCUGAAAGUGAAUGAGGGUGGGAAUGGGAUUCCUCUGAGUGUGUGUUCAGGUUUCAGAUGAGCAAAAAAAACCUGGAAAGUCAGUAUCCUGAAUCACCAAAUGCAGUUAAGUCCUGCAGUUCCUGGAUGGUUUCAGGCUGGUAAGGUGGAGAGCCAUUAGGCUCUCCUGGUAUUUCCUGUGCAGUACCUGCCCAGUUCCCUUGUGUGCUGCCAAUUUUCCACCUAUAAAUAAUCUGCCUGUAGAAAGCUUUUGACUGAUCAGGUUGCCUGGUUGCUUCAUUUUCUAAAAGUAAAUACUUUGAUGACAACUGUAAAAAUACCAGCUAAAUCUGUUGCUAGUAAAGCUCACGCUACUCCUAGAUUUACUCCUUUAGCCUACACCCUGCAUUAUCCAGUUACUCUUGGGAGACCAAAAAGCCCUGCAAAGGAGCCUCAUCUGGACAGCUCAUGAGUCUAACUCCAGACCACAAUUUUUUGUCUGGGAUUAAUGGGGCCAAAUAUCUAGGUAUCCAAACUGUGAUACCCCAUUUUAAGGCAAUGAUAAUUUCUCUUGGAGUCAUCACAUCCUAAUCUGGAUGUCCAGGACACACAAUAUUAAUUGCUCCUAAAAUAUGUUCUUUCUCUCCAUUGACUUUGGAGGACAUGGUGGAUGACCAGUUCAGCUGUGGGCAUCUAAAGACAGGGAAGAGAACCUUGUCCUUCAAGAUCCAAAGCUCUACAUCAGAGCCACAGAGAUAAAAGAAAAGUAACACAAAGGGUUCAAAAUGUUUAUAGUCCUGCAGGUGGGAAGAGGUGGAAUGACUGAAAAAAUUAUCCAUAACUUUUCCUCCCCUUCCCAUAUGCCCAAACCAUCUCAGUCAAUUUUACUGCUUUUGUAUAAUCUUAAGCAGUAAUGACUAAAAAUAAUGCAGCUGGAAGGGGUGGGACUUCUCUGUAUUAACUUGUAUAUGUGGGUCAGCUGCUGUAAAACAAAUCAGAAUAUUAAUUCAGAAUAGAUCUUCUGCAAAGAAUCUCAGUGGGAUGACUGAGGGAGAAAGCAGUUCUCAAGGAGCCAAUCUAACCUGAUUCACCUGAUAGAGAGCCCACAAUGAUUUUGUGAACUCAUUGAUUGGCCUCUUUGGGGAUUGUUCACUCUUUCCACCCUCAAUAAGAUACCUACUGAGGUAGGUGGGUUUUGUGGCAUGCUGGGGAAAAUGACAUUUUAAAAAUGCUUUUUGAUCCUUGUCAUGAAAGGUUAUAUUUCAAUAUUCAAUAAAGGUUUUAAAGGGAAAAGAUCUCUCUUAGGCUUCAAAAAUUAUUUUUUCAGCUCCUCAGAAGGAUAGGGGAACUAAAAGCAUCCUGUUGGGAGUAAACAAGCUGGAUAUUGCAGGAAGCUCUGAAAAAAAAAAAAAAAGCUAUUCCAAAUCAUCAUUAGGAAAACUGUGAGAGAAAAGUGAAGUGACAGAUCCACAUCUGUGUGACUUCUCUUGAAUCAUUUCAGUCCAGAAGACCAGAAACAGGCUGUGGGGCUGCAAAAAGCUAUCUAGUCCAGUCAGCUGAUUGGAUCUGAGCCCCUGGCUCUUCCUUGUGGCUUGGCCUGUGCUUCUCUCUGCCACAGGUUCCCAAAACAGAAAAAGGCAUUGGCCGAGAAGAAGGAUGUGGCAGUAAAAAGGAAGAGCUGAGGCAGCAGGCAACAAUGGUCAGUUUUACAAGCUUAAAUUUCACUAGCAAGAAUCAGACUGAUGGCAACAUGAGAGUCAUCCAGGCAAUAUAAUGACUGCACACACCUGGCAAGUGUUGGCCAUCUACAUGGUCUUAGCUGCAAGCCCCUCCGAGCAGCAAGCACUGAAGCAGGCUUGUCCUUCAUGCGAUGCCAGUCAGCUUUGCAACUGCUCCUCCAUGGGCUUGGAAUUCAUUCCCCCUGGGCUCACGGGCAAAAUCACAGUGUUAAACCUGACCCACAACAGGAUAAAGCACAUCCAAUCCCAGGACCUGCAGCAGGCUGUGAACCUGAGAGCCCUGCUGCUGCAGUCCAAUGAAAUCAGCUCCAUAGAUGAGGACUCCUUUCAGUCCCUGGAAAAACUGGAGCUCUUGGAUUUAUCAAAUAACAGCUUGGCUCACUUGUCCCCUGUGUGGUUUGGGCACCUUUUUUCACUCCAGCACCUCCAUCUUGAAGGCAAUUCCUACAGAGACCUGGGGCAGAGCUCGCCCUUUUCUAGGCUGAGGAACCUGAGCUCUCUCCACCUGGGCAACCCGCAGUUCUCAGUGAUAAGGCAAGGGAACUUUGAGGGCAUUGAGUUUCUGCACAAGUUGUGGAUUGAUGGCAGCAAUCUCAGUCAGUAUGAGCAGGGAAGUUUGAAAUCAAUUAAGCAGAUAAAUCACUUGAUCAUAAACAUAAGAAGUAUUAAUAUAUUCUCAGAAAUUGUUAGGGACCUUGUGCACUCUGUCACUUGGCUGGAAGUGAGAAGAAUAGCAUUCAGUAGUGCUGCAGAAAUGCAAGUAUUGAGAGUCAUGUCUUCAUGUUUUGCAAAGAAAAUUUCUUUUAGACAGAGUUUACUAACAGAUGCUACUGUGCCUGAGAUUGUCAGCAUUUUAGAAGACAUGCCAAAAUUAGUGGAGCUGGAGCUGGUAGACUGUAGACUCUUGGGAACUGGACAGUGGAAAAUGGAAUUUCAAGCAAAGAAAUCACAGACACUCAGAGUUUUCACAAUAAAGAAAUUAUCUAUAGAAGAAUUUUAUUUGUUUACAGAUCUUCAGGCUGUGGAAGGUCUACUAUCUCUUUUUAUGAGAGUCACAGUUCAAAACACCAAGGUCUUUUUGGUACCAUGUAGAAUUUCCCAACAUCUUCGGUCAUUAGUAUAUCUUGACCUUAGUGCAAAUUUGCUUGGAGACCUGAGUUUAGAACAUUCAGCCUGUCAGGGUGCUUGGCCAUUACUACAAACUCUAAAUUUAAGUCAGAAUUCACUGAGUGACUUAGAAAUGACGAGUAAAAGUUUAUCUCAUCUAAGAAACCUAAUUGUUUUAGACAUUAGCCUAAAUAAUUUUGGUGAGAUUCCAGAUGUGUGUGAAUGGCCAAAACUCCUGAAAUAUUUAAACCUGUCCAGCACUCAAAUCCCUAAAGUAACAAGCUGCAUUCCUGGAACGCUAGAGGUUUUGGAUGUCAGUGGAAACAACCUGAAGGAGUUUGGACUGCAGCUGCCAUUUCUGAAAGAGCUGUACCUCACAAGAAACCAGCUGAAGACGCUGCCGGGGGCCGCACCCAUUCCAAACUUAGUGUCCCUGUCCAUCAGAAGAAACAAGCUGAACGGUUUCUCCAAGGAGGAGUUUGAGUCCUUCAGGAGAGUGGAGCUGCUGGAUGCCAGUGAGAACAACUUCAUCUGCUCCUGUGAGUUCCUCUCCUUCAUCCACCACGAGGCCAGGCUGGCCCAGGUGCUGGUGGGGUGGCCGGACAAGUACGUGUGUGACUCUCCGCUGGCGGUGAGAGGGGCGCAGGUUGGCGCUGUGCACCUGUCCCUGAUGGAGUGCCACAGGUCCCUGGUGGUGUCGUUGAUCUGCGUCCUGGUGUUCCUGCUCAUCCUGCUGCUGGUGGCCGUCGGCUACAAGUACCACGUGGUCUGGUACCUGCGGAUGACGUGGGCGUGGCUGCGAGCCAAGCGGAAGCCCAAGCGCGCCCCGCCGAAGGACGUCUGCUAUGACGCUUUUGUCUCCUACAGCGAGAACGACUCCGAGUGGGUGGAGAACACCAUGGUGCGGGAGCUGGAGCAGGCCUGCCCUCCCUUCCGGCUCUGCCUGCACAAGCGGGACUUUGUGCCGGGGAAGUGGAUCGUGGACAACAUCAUCGACUCCAUUGAGAAGAGCCGCAAGACGCUCUUUGUGCUGUCCGAGCACUUUGUGCGGAGCGAGUGGUGCAAAUACGAGCUGGACUUCUCGCAUUUCCGCCUCUUUGAUGAGAACAACGACGCGGCGAUUCUCAUCCUCCUGGAGCCCAUCCAGAGCGAAGCCAUUCCCAAGAGGUUCUGCAAGCUGCGGAAGAUCAUGAACACAAAGACCUACCUAGAGUGGCCUCUCGAAGAAGAGCAGCAGCAGAUGUUUUGGUUUAAUUUGAAAAUAGCUCUAAGGUCCUAGACAGGGACAUGAAGAAAUAAAUAUGUAGUGAAUUUACUCUGGA